AAUAAUAAUAAUAAUAAUAAUAAUAAUAAUAAUAAUAAUAAUAAUAAUAGUAAUAAUAACGUUAAUAAUAAUAAUAAAAAUAAUAAUAAUGAUAGUAAUAAUAAUUAUAAUAAUAAUGAUAAUAAUAAUAAUAAUAAUAAUAAUAACAACAAUAAUAAUAAUAAUAAUAAUAAUAAUAAUAAUAAUUAUAAUAAUAAUAAUAAUAAUAAUAAUAAUAAUAAUAAUAAUAAUAAUAAUAAUAAUAAUAAUAAUAAUAAUAAUAAUAAUAAUAAUAAUAAUAAUAAUAAUAAUAAUAAUAAUAAUAAUAAUAAUAAUAAUAAUAAUAAUAAUAAUAAUAAUAAUAAUAAUAAUAAUAAUAAUAAUAAUAAUAAUAAUAAUAAUAAUAAUAAUAAUAAUAAUAAUAAUAAUAAUAAUAAUAAUAAUAAUAAUAAUAAUUAUAAUAAUAAUAAUAAUAAUUAUAAUAAUAAUAAUAAUAAUAAUAAUAAUAAUAAUAAUAAUAAUAAUAAUAAUAAUAAUAAUAAUAAUAAUAAUAAUAAUAAUAAUAAUAACAAUAAUAAUAAUAAUAAUAAUAAUAAUAAUAAUAAUAAUAAUAAUAAUAAUAAUAAUAAUAAUAAUAAUAAUAAUAAUAAUAAUAAUAAUAAUAAUAAUAAUAAUCAUCAAAAUAAUAAUAAUAAUAAUAAUAAUAAUAAUCAUCAAAAU
This is a messenger RNA of Wyeomyia smithii (pitcher-plant mosquito), 699 nucleotides long. RefSeq lists its product as uncharacterized. The annotation marks the transcript as partial. The transcript has a single exon. The record is from RefSeq and is a predicted model, not a curated record. Lineage: Eukaryota; Metazoa; Arthropoda; Insecta; Diptera; Culicidae.